Molecule: messenger RNA, 5313 nt
Organism: Antechinus flavipes (yellow-footed antechinus)
Lineage: Eukaryota; Metazoa; Chordata; Mammalia; Dasyuromorphia; Dasyuridae
Product: nanos homolog 3-like
Exons: 1
Coding region: 867-1418 (183 amino acids)
Biological process (GO): oogenesis; negative regulation of translation
Cellular component (GO): perinuclear region of cytoplasm
Molecular function (GO): zinc ion binding; mRNA binding
Source: RefSeq, a predicted model, not a curated record
UUCAUAUAAAAAUAUACAUUGAAUAAAAAGUUAACACAUAUAAAACAGUUAGGGAAGGAGGACCCUAAUAUGGAAGGGACCAGAAAAAAUUUCAUAAAUAAGAUGAGUUUCAUCUUUCAGGAAGAUAGGGAUUCUAUGAAGUGGAGAUAAAGGAAGAAUUCAUUCUAGGCUUAGGGUACUGUCAAAGAUAGGAGAUGGAGUAUUGUGAGAAAGAUAAAAGUGGAGUUUGGACAGAUUACAAAAUACCUGAAGGAAGGAGGGCAAUGAUGAAAGAUGGAAGACAGAUUUAGAUUUGAAAAGUUAAACAAUAGUUUAUAGUUUAUUCAAGCCACAAUAGGAAGCCACUAGAGUUGAAGGGAGAAUCCUAAAAGCUUACACACUCUCACACACUCACAUACUCUCACUCUUUCUCUGUCUCUCUCAUUUGGGGUUAAGUGACUUGCCCAGAAUCACACAGCUAGAAAUGUUAAGUGUCUGAGGCCAGAUUUGGACUCAGAUUCUCCUGACUUCAGGGCUGGUGCUCUAUCCACUGCACCACCUAGCUGCUCUUAUACUGGUUUUAAGCACAUUGAGGACUAGGGAUCAAAUGGGACAAUUGCUCAGACAUCACUUACAUAAAGAAUUUGUUACAGAAAUACUGACUGACAGAGAAGGUAUUUGACUGUGGAGUGAAAGGGAAGAGACUCCUCCCCCAAGACCAGACUUCAAAUCUCCAAGUGAAUUGGGGGCAGGGAGCUAGGGGAGAGGAUUCUUUUGUUUCUUCCUGUUCUAAUUGGCUACUUAAGAAUACUUAAAACUGCAACUUCUGCCUGGUCCUGAUCUUAUCAUCUUUACCAACUGCUGCUCGUGGCCUGCAAACAAUUAAGAUGGAGGUCUUCAAUCUGUGGAGGGAUUAUCUGGGACUAGCCAAUGUGGUGGGGGCUCUCCGGAAGAAAAAACUGGAGCCCCGGGUGGCAGGGACAGAACCAGGCCCAGAUCCUGGAUCCAGUCUGAGGCAGGAUCUCCAGCCUCCCAGGAACUCCUUCUGCACCUUUUGCAAGCACAACGAGGAGUCUCAAAACAUCUACUUGUCCCAUACGUUGAAGGACGAGGAAGGCCGGGUGGUGUGCCCCAUUCUGAGAAAAUAUGUGUGCCCACAGUGCAGAGCCACGCAAGACAAUGCCCACACCAAGCGCUUCUGCCCAUUCACCAGCAAGGACUACAUAUCUGUAUACAACUACACCACCCGCAAUUCGGCUGGCAAACGGGCCACCCCGAGGGGGCCAUCGGAGGAGCCCAACCUGACCAAGAGCAGGACCAAGAGGCUUCCUAUAAUUCCUGAAGUAAAAACUCCCAGCAGGGUUUUGGAGGAAAGCAAGGCUGGCAGUGGCACAUGUUCAAAGGCUUCCAGAACUGCUUUUCUCACUCCACAAUCAUGAACUUCAGCUUCUGCCUAAGAGGACCUUAGGAGACCCAAGCACUUGCUUUGCCAAGCCAAGACAGAAGAACAGAAAGGAUUAGUAUGGGACAAAAGAAAGAACAUUCUGGAGGACACUGGAGGUCUCUGUCCAGAGCCCAGUUCUGCUUCAAUUCCUAGAUUCCUGGUAGCUUUGCUCCUUAAUACCACAUCUGGUACCACAAGCCCAUCUCCUGACUCUCAUUCAGGUUCCUACCUCCAUACCUGACAAUGAUUUGCCUUAAGGGACUCCCAUCUUCAUGGUACAUACAGGUUGAGAGUUAAGCCCCAGAAGGAGAGUGGACAGGUUUAUUGGGUGAAAGUCUGCCUGAGACAUGACUCUAACAACAGGACUGGGGAUUCUAUCACUCCUCCUCCAGUCCUCAGUGACUGGCAUGCAGGUUUGAUUCCCUUGAUUAUUCAACGGACAAAACUGAUCUGGAACAAGGGAAUGCUAUCUUGUUAUAAAAAGGCCUUUUGUGAAUUCUGGAGAUGAGUGGCAAUUCCUUACAAGAUCCGCGGCUUUCCUUUAUACAUCUUUGCUAGGAUUUGUUAUUACUUCCAAAAUAAAGAGAAAAGCCAUUUAAAAAAAAAAGAAAUACUGACACCAUAUUCAUUUUUUCUGUCCUUUUUUACCUUGAAGUUUAAACUACAAUUAUUUUUGGGAUGAUGUGGUUUAGAUCAGUUAUCAUCUAAACCUUUCUGCAGACUCAAUCUCUCUCUCUCUCCAUGCCGAUUUAAAAGGUAGUAUUUUUCACCAUUCUUCAUAAUAUCUUGUAAAUGAGUUUACAUUCUAAAUAUCCUAAACUGCUACUGUCAUUGGCCAGUGUUUCUGUGUUUCUUGGGAAAUCAAGUGUUUUCUGAAUGAGGUGGGCUCCUCACUUCUUCAUACCUAUUUUAAAUUUUAAAGGUGCCAGAGUACAUAUAUUAUCCUAUUUUUCAAUUUAGGGAUAUUAACAGCAUAUUCCAAGAAAUCAUACCAAAGGUGUUAUAACACUUGACUUGUCAUAUAUAGUCUUUCUUAUAAUUUACUGUUGAUUUUGAUCACUGAUUCAAAGUAGUCAACCAUGUGCAGAGCCAUUUCAAAAGUGGCACCCAUUUUUAUUGAAACCCUGUUUUUUAAAUUAAAUUAUUUUCAUCUUGCAUUUAUAAAAUGAAAAUUUCAAUAUACUCUAAAAGAAAAAAGGGAAAAAGAAUUGCAUGUGAAAAAUUGAGAAGAUGCCCAUCAAUUGGGGAAUGGAUGAAUAAAUUGUGGACGGUGGUAUUCUAUAAAAAGUGAGGAGCAGGAUGCUCUCAGAAAAACUAUAAAGUCCUCCAUGAAUCCAAACAAAGUGAAACGUACUGUAUAUAAAGUAAUAGCAAUGUUGUGGGACGAUCAGCUGUGAAUGACUUUGCUAUUCUCAGCAGUAUGAUGAUAUAAGAUUACUCUGAAGAACUUAAAAUGAAAAGUGCUAUCCAUACCCAGAGAAAAAGAACUGUGUCUUAAUAAAGAUUGAAGCAUACUUUUUUCUUUUCUUUUUUUUUUUUUUUUGGGGGGGGGGAGGUGUCUAUGUUUUCUUUUACAGCAUUGUAAAGGGCUGAAACUCUGAAUAGGUGCACUUGAAGCAGAUAACAGAGCACUUAAGGCUAAUUACCUAUUGGACAAUAACUCUAUUAGCAUGUUUGGAAUUUCUCUUCUCUCAGUUAAUUCUAGCUCAAUGCUUGGGGUUAGGAGAAUCUUAGGAGGAUUAGACUUGCAGGGAUCCUCAAACUUUUUAAAUAAAGGGCCAGUUCACUGUUCCUCAGACUGUAGGAGAGCUGGACUAUAGUAAAAACAAAAACUUUCUUUUGUGGGCCUUUAAAUUAAGAAACUUCAUAGCCCUGGGUGAGGGGGAUAAAUGUUCUCAGCUGCUGCAUGGGGCUGUAGUUUGAGGACCCCUGGAUUACAGAAUGGAGAAAGACAAGCCCAGAGUCACUUUGGAGGAGUAAGAGGAGAAGGGAGGUUGGUGGAGAGCAUGUGGCAGUUUUGUCCAUCCCCUUCACUUCUCCCCCUAAAGACCAAGGACUUUUGCUUAUCCUGACUCUGGCUGAUUCUGAGGACUCCAGAGAGCUAGCCUGGAACUUACACAACAUGAUUUUUGUGGAAAUAUUUCCUUAACUUUACAUUUGCCUUCUUACUGGGAGUGAGGAUGGGGAAAAAGGAAGAGAAUCUGGAACUCAAAAGUUUUAAAAACAAUGCAAAAGAUAGUUUUACAUGUUACUAGGGAAAAUAAAAUAUUUAAUAUCAAAAAUAAAUGAAUACAUACUAUAACUAUAAAAAAACAAAAAUGCAUAUUCUUUCUACAUUUUGAUUACAUGACCCCCCUCUAGAAGUAGAUAGCAGGUUUAGUCAUUAAUCCUAUUGAAACAUAGUUUUUAUACUGCACUGAUCAAAGCUGUCAGUGUUCAAAUCUUUUUUUCCCCUUUACAAUUCUGUUGUAAAAAAUUGUUCUCCUGGUUCUGCUAUCUGUUCUACAUAUCAGUUCAUAAAGAACUUCCCAGAUUUAUCGGAAAAUAGCCAUUUUAAAAAUUUCUUAUAAUACAAUAAUAUGCUAUUUCUUUCAUACACCAUAAUAUAGCUAACUAUUCCUAAAUACUAUAUAUAUAGGUCAUUUUCCUUUGAAGGAGAUAUCUUUGAUAGAGCUACAUAGUAGUUUCGCUAUAUCUAAAGGCAUAUAUACAGUUUAUUAACUUUGGAGACAUGUUUUCAAAUUGCUUUCCAGAGUAUUCAGAGUAAUUCAUAGCUCCAACAUAAUAUAUUAUUAUAUCUGCUUCUCUGUAGCCCCUCCAACAAUCAUCAUUUUCCUUGUCAUCUUUCAACUGAUGGGUAGGAGCAAGUAAACCUGCACUACUUCAAUUUGAAUUUAGUGAUCUGAAACAUUUUUUAAUAUGGCUGUUGAUAGCUUAUAUUUUCUUCCUCUCAAAAUUGCCUAUUCAUAUUAUUUGACUAUCUUUUGGGAAAUUAACAUUUUAUUUCUGUUACAAUACAGCCAAUUUUGUGUGUGAUCUAUGGACGAUGAUAUAAGAAAUUUUAAGGGAGGAAAAAGAAUUCUUUGGCUAAUAAUAUGAUGCGGUCCUUGUCUUCAAGGAAAUGUAUUUUUCCUUGUACCAAAAAAGUAGUUUAACAGUAAAUGAAAUCAUGAGAAAGAAGAGAAAUAUCACUAUUGAAAUAAACAAGCACUUAUUAAUUACCUAUUAUUACAUGUUAGGCACUACAUAUGCUAAGUGAAGAAAGGCAAAAAAUAAUCCUUGCCCUAAAGGAGUUCACAGCUUAAUGAGACAAGCAAACAAGUUUGUACAAACAAGAUCCCCACAGGACAAACUUGAGGUCUAUCAGAGAUAAAAUACUAAUGUUAAAGGGUACUAGAAAAUCUUACAAAAGGUGGGACUUCAGGACAUUUGAAGGAAGUCAAGAGAAGACAGGGGAAUGAGAUGAAGAGAGGAAGGUAGAGAGGGUGAAAAUGUCCAGUCAGGAGACUGUUUUGUGUGAGGAACAGAAAGGUGGUAUCACUGGAUCAAAGUCCUUGGAGAGGAAUGAGAUAUAAGAAUACUAUAAAAGUAGGAAAGAUCCAAGUUAAUUUAGCAUUAAAAAACUGUCGAUUUUAAAUUAGAUCCUAGAGAUAAUAGGGAGCCUCUGGAGUUAAUUAAAUAGAGGAAUUUCUCAUUCCUACAGUGCUAAAGUGUUCUAGGAAAACUCCAUGGGAAGGAUAACAAUAAUUUAAGCAGGUAUAUUUAGAAGGAAGGCAUUUCAAAUUAUAUGAAUCAAAACUGAGUGUCGAAUAUGAACUAUUUCAAAGUCAUUUCACCAAGCUGAAACAGAAAUAAAAAGAAUUACUUCAUUCACAAGGAAAGGACCUAUU